AUGGCCAAUCGAUCAAUCGUUGUUUUCAUGCUCUUUGCCACCCUGGCAUUCGCCAUGGUAGCAGAGUCUUCAUUGUCCUCCCACUUCAACGACCCUGCAUUCGGCGUACUUGUCCGCACUGAUGGUGGACUUGGUGACCUGACUGCAGGUCGCAUCGGGGACACGCUUUUCGAGGAUGAAGAGAUGAUGAUGCCUACGGAGGCCGCCCGUAGGGCCCUCAAUAACCAGGAUCACAUCAGCUAUGAUGCGAUGGCUAGGAACAAAAUCCCAUGCAAUCGUCGCGGCGCAUCGUACUAUGAGUGCACCCGCAUGCAGAGGGUCCGGCCUUAUAGACGUGGCUGCGCCAAAAUCACCAAUUGUGCAAGACGCGGUUAA
Capsicum annuum is the source of this 375-nucleotide messenger RNA. Its product is annotated as protein RALF-like 22. Bases 1 to 375 code for a protein of 124 amino acids. The transcript has a single exon. The record is from RefSeq and is a predicted model, not a curated record. NCBI's taxonomy places the organism in Eukaryota, Viridiplantae, Streptophyta, Magnoliopsida, Solanales, Solanaceae.